AUGUCAGCGCCGCAGCUUCAAGCUGUUUGCCAGCCAGUCCUUUAUCUGACAGCACUGCAGAAGAAGUCUGUAGUUCUUCAGGUUUGUAUGGGUGUCUGCUCACUUCAGGCCAUGAUUGCAUCUGCUCUGGCCUGCCCAGACAACAGUUCUGGAGGAACGUCCUGUACCAUCUCAGUGGAAAAGCUUCUGGACCGAGCUCUCCAACAUGCAGAGCUACUGUACCGCAUCUCAGAUGAGUCCAAGAUUAUGUUUGAAGAGAUGUUUUUUCCAGACUUAGUGAAUCAGCAAGUUAAUGGAGGGCCAAUAUGUGCAUCCAGAAUGGUGCUGGUUCCCACUUCUAAAAGUGAAAUCCAGCAGAUCUCUGAAAAAUGGCUUCUCCAUUCUGUUUUGAUUCUGGCCCAGUUCUGGAUUGAUCCGCUGGUAGAUCUACAUGCGUCUCUUGAACGCUAUGACAGUGCUCCAAGUGCUCUACUUAACAAGACCAAAUGGCUGUCAACCAAACUAAUGAGCUUAGAGAAGGGAAUACUGGUUCUUAUUAGACAGAUACUGGCUGAAGGCGGUUUGCUGUUGGAGAGCCCUGAAACUUCCUCUGUUCCCUUCGCUUCUACUGACAUGCUUGAAUCGGUGAGAAGAGACUACAGUGUGCUCUACUGCUUCAGGAAAGAUGCACACAAGAUGGAGAUUUUCCUAAAAUUCCUAAAGUGUAGAGAGACUGAAAAGCAGAAUUGCUCCUUUUUCUAG
Messenger RNA from Xyrauchen texanus (razorback sucker), 741 nucleotides. It is a transcript of the gene smtlb, whose product is annotated as somatolactin beta. The transcript is spliced from 5 exons. NCBI's taxonomy places the organism in Eukaryota, Metazoa, Chordata, Actinopteri, Cypriniformes, Catostomidae. Gene Ontology annotation, biological process: positive regulation of growth; positive regulation of receptor signaling pathway via JAK-STAT; response to nutrient levels. Gene Ontology annotation, molecular function: growth hormone activity; growth hormone receptor binding. Bases 1 to 741 code for a protein of 246 amino acids. Gene Ontology annotation, cellular component: extracellular region. The record is from RefSeq and is a predicted model, not a curated record.